Molecule: messenger RNA, 1069 nt
Organism: Dichomitus squalens LYAD-421 SS1
Lineage: Eukaryota; Fungi; Basidiomycota; Agaricomycetes; Polyporales; Polyporaceae
Exons: 1
Coding region: 236-1069 (277 amino acids)
Source: RefSeq, a predicted model, not a curated record
CUUGCUCUCGAGGACGUCGAAACACGUGAUUGCGUCAUGGGUAUAGCAAAACCUCGUAUCGCGCUGUCCAAACCUGGAAAGCCUUUUGAUUAGCUACUCAGAGGACAUCAUCUCGGACGAGACAGUCGUACCGGAAGAUAAGCCAGACAAUCAUCCACUCACCCUCAGUCACCUCUGUAGAGUGUCCCUCAAGCUGCCUCCGUUUGAGGUCGCUGCACUGAGGUUCUUUCUUUCCAUGAUUGGGGCCAUGGGCUCUUCAGCGCUAGUGGACACCCCGGACACCCGAUGUCAUCCUAGGCCUGUUGCAGUACAGAUCAACGACCUCGACGUGAUAGACUUCGCCGACCUCUCUCCUGAGGUAUUGCUUCAAGUUACAAGGGCAAAGGCGUCCCACCUAUCCCUCUCGUUGAACCCGGCGCUAGGAGAUGACUGCUCGCGGCAGCUCGUCUUAUCCGCCCGGGGGCCAGAGGGCACGUUCCACAUUUCAACCGACACAUUUGAGGACUCCCCCGAUCUCCAAAUCGAUUGGGACGACUUUCGCUUCGUGCUCAGCGCCGGCCAGCACCUCCAGGCCGUGCGGGAAGUAUGGAUCACGGGUAUACCCCCUCAGAAUAGCAUCACCGCCGCGUUCAAGUCAGUCAUCGCAGCGUUACCCGCGCUGGAAACCGUUGUCUUCGUCAUCACCCGGGUUACCUCCGAGACGGACGUAAACUCAAGCCUCUGCCCAGACCCCCCCCCCGAUCCGGGCUUCGCCUCCCACAAGCUCAAGACGCUGCGCCUUGCAUACGGCAACGACAGUUAUCGGAGGGGCUCAGUGGUGAAGCUUAGCUUGAGGCGGCUGCUGGAACAAGUGGAGACUGGCGCGUAUGGGUACUUUCAGACCCUUAUCCUGCAGAUGACGGGGCGAUUAGUAGUGCGCAAUGGAGAACUGAGACGGCUGCAGGCUCGGUUCGCAACGGUGACGUUCGAGCACAUUGGCCAGAUGCCCACAAUGUCACUUCCAGACUAUUGCGUGGAGCCGUAUGCAGGUCCGGGAGGAAGCAGUUCAUGGCCCGGCUCACUAUGGUAA